AUGCCGUCCAAUUUGCGCCGGCUAGCUGCCGACCACGCUGCCUUGCACCGCGAUCUUCCGCCGUACUACUUGCAGCCCUCGGAUGGUGACGACCUGUCACAGCUGACCAUACUCCUCACGGGCCCAGCGGGCACACCUUUUUCACAAGGAUUAUGGGAGCUCCAUCUCAAGAUGCCCGAUGACUAUCCCAAGAGCCCCCCAAAGGCCACCUUCAAGACGAAGAUAUGGCACCCGAACAUGGAGGAGCUCACUGGAGCUGUUUGUGUAGAUACGCUUAAGCGGGAUUGGCAGCCCAAUCUAACCCUCCGCGAUGUAUUGGUGACAAUCUCAUGCCUGCUUAUCUACCCCAACCCUGACUCUGCCCUCAACGCCUCCGCAGGCUCUCUCAUGCAAGAGAACUAUGAUGCUUUCGCACACCAAGCCAAGCUUAUGACCUCAAUCCACGCCCCGAUCCCACAGAACCUCAAAGAUGCAGUGACCGAAGCAAAGCUCCGCGGCGAGGAGGCAGGGACCACACUCGAGAAGAAAGAAGAAGACGCAGUCCUUAAACGCCCGCGGAAACACGCCCGUACCCACACCACCACAAUCAAGAAAACUGCACGCGACACCACUGCAUUUGAAACCCCAUCGCAAUCCUCAUAUCCUUCACAAUCCUCCUCAAAUCCUUUUGCCCAACCCUCCCCACCCAUGACAGACGAUGUCAUGAAUGACAGCGAAAGUGACGACCCCGCUAGCGCAAGCAAAGAAAACAACCCAACCCUUUCCCCCUCCCCUGUCUACCUCGCGCCCCCAAGUCCCCGUAAAACUGCCUUGGGAAAACGCCCCCUCUCUGUUCUCUCAAUUCCCUACCCCGAAGACUCUGAUGCAGACAUGAUGCUCAUUGACUCCGACAACGACAACGACACCCCCGCCAUGACCUCCAAUGAACGAAACAUCACCGCAAACACACGUUCCCGUACUUCAUCACCACUACGGAAAACACCCAAGCUCUCCCUACUCUGUGGAGGAGUCAACGCUUCCGGCCGUCUCCGCGAUGAAAUGCCAAUAUUCGAAGAUUUGCCCCAGCUGGCCAUGCAAGACCCUCUACGCCGGCUGAGCGGGGAUGGCAAAGAGAACCGCGGAUCUGCAACCGCGCGCGGUUUGAAAGAGAAGCGUGAAUACCACCCCAUGAAGACGCUCAAUGGCUCUACUCCCCUUUCUCCAGCACAUGCUCAUAUCCCCACGUCAUCACUAUCAUCAUCUCUCUCGGGCUCCUCAAAUUCUGGAAUCUCCAAGAAGAAAGCCAUGAGCGGCCCGCACAAGCGCCUUGCUGUAAGAGCAAAGCCGCGCAUUGGCAUUCGCCGGCUAUGA
This is a messenger RNA of Penicillium samsonianum, 1350 nucleotides long. RefSeq names its product putative ubiquitin conjugating enzyme E2. Gene Ontology annotation, biological process: protein polyubiquitination; ubiquitin-dependent protein catabolic process. Bases 1 to 1350 code for a protein of 449 amino acids. The transcript is spliced from 3 exons. Lineage: Eukaryota; Fungi; Ascomycota; Eurotiomycetes; Eurotiales; Aspergillaceae. Gene Ontology annotation, molecular function: ubiquitin conjugating enzyme activity. The record is from RefSeq and is a predicted model, not a curated record. Gene Ontology annotation, cellular component: nucleus.